UUUGGCGCCACAUCUUGAACACUGGGAGAGACAGUGGAAACGCCAUCAAAAAGAUGGAUUCAAACAUUGAAAUAGUGCGGUAGUUUAAACUGAAAAUGAACGUUAACUAACGGUAUCAGAGAAGUCCUCAAUCUCCUGGUUGUGGAGAUGUAGAGUCGUACGAAACUCAGCAGAAUAAGCUCUCUUCGGAUAGCUGUGUCGUUAACUCCGGUGAGGUUAGCUAAGAAGGUAUCGCUACUAAACAGCUCGUUUAACGUUACCUCUGGUAGACGAGCUGACUGAGGGUAAGAAGGAGCGCAUGAAUACACGCGCCUGCGGUGGUUUAAUCUGUCACCAUGAACAGGACCAAACUGAAGAAAACCAAGGCACCUGGCGUGUCUGGUCAGAAGAACAUCUCCUUCUUUUCCUCUCAAAACCACCAGAAGGCCUUGUCGUCUUCCAAAAAAUUCACUGGCACUGCACUUGCCAGGACUGAACCUCUGAUCAAAGAUGGUGAAACCUCCACAUUCAGACCCCAUUCCCCCCUAAAGAGGAGUAUCCUUGGGGACCUUGAAAACUUCCUGUCCUCCUCGCUUGAUCUUUUCUCUGUGCCCGAGACCCCCAGCAGUCAGAUCAGGCUCGAUUCCCCUUCUCCUUCCAGAAAUCCAGGUCGGCCGAGCCCCCAGCCCAGCAAAGAGGUGGCGAGCCUGGAGAAGCUCGGCCAACUGUCCCCCAUCUGUCGGAGUCCUCGCUCCAAAGGGCAGAGUGCACGGAGAGUCAUAACCGAGGAGGGAAGAAAACCCAAGUGGGAAGAGGGAUGUUCUGGCUCUGUAAAAAGAGUCAUCAGCCCUCCUCAAGCAUCUCACAAUGCAAAGAGACCAAGAAAUGUCAAUAUGCAGGCACAUAGAUCUGUGCUCAGCCCCACAGGUAGCAAUCUGAAAGCAGCGAGGUCUGUGAUUGGCACUUUGAAGACGCCUCGUUUUUCAAGAGUCCAGUCAGAGGGUCAGUCUGAGGGUCACAGCAGAAGUACUGAAGUGGUCUUCAAUGGCAACAAAAACUCUUUUGGGGAACAGAGAAAACAUCAGAAUACGAUGAAUGAACAUGAGAAAGAUUCUGGUUUUACUGUGAUAACAGAGCAGAAAGCAACUGAGGUGAAGGAUACUCCCACUCUCAUUGCUCACAUGCACAAACCUGGUGCUCAAACCAUAACAGCUGCAACGAAGAGAGGUGCAAAGGGGGGAGAGAUUGACCUUAACAAGGCAGGAGCUACAGUAACAGCAAUGACCUCGUCAAAUGAAGACGGGGACAAUGUGGCAUCAUCGGACCAGGAUCGAGCUGGAGAAAAUACAGGAGUGACGUCAUCGGGUCCUGUGGAGGAUUUGUUGGACGAGAGCUGGUUUGCAGAGCAGAUGGAUCACAGUGAAUGUCUUGUCACAGAUGAUAAAUCAAAAAAAGCCCGUAAGGUGCCAGACCAUGUGAUCCUUUCUGGAGGCCUAAACAACCGCUACUGGGUUGUAGAUGUGGAGGAGAGGCCUGGCCUCAAAGCACUGACCAUCUCAUGCUCCAAAUCUCUACAUCCAACUGAAACGUGUCUGUUGAAAGAUGGAUGGGAAACGACGCCCGUUUGUUGUGGUGCUGUGGUGCAUCUAGAGGGCUGCUCUGAUGGUGGAUGCUGGGUAGUGGACAGGGAGCAGGGCUUCCUGGUUUUACUACCUGACAGUCUUAUCUCAGGUACCAGCAUCUCUAACUCCAUCCGCUGCAUGAGACGUGCAGUACUGGGAGAUAUGUUCAAGAGUUUUGACGGCGGCUCGAAGCAAAUGCUAAACGGCACCAUGGUCCAUGAAGUCUUCCAGAGAGCAGCUACAGCUAAAGAUUUUUCUUUGGAGACACUGUCUAAGAUGGCGGACCAAGCCCUUUGCCGUCCUCAGUACCUGGGAGACAUGUACAGUUUGGGUGUAAGUCAGGAAGAGAUGAAGCAGGAGCUGCAUGAUUAUCUUCCCUCACUGGAACAUUGGGCAAAGGAAUACCUGAGCUCCCCAACACCAAAAGCCAUCAGCCUAAAAAUGUAUGUACACACACACACACACACAGCGCUAAAGAUUUGUGAACAAAACUUUAUUAGCUGUUUAUAUGUCAAUCUCUGUCUCGAUGAACUCAGCAACAGCAGAUGUCAGGACUCUGCAACUGUUGUCACAAUAGCAGAGCUGGCAGACAUAGAAGAAAAUGUGUGGUCGCCGAGAUUUGGUCUGAAAGGGAAAAUCGAUGUAACGGCGCGGGUUCGAAUUCAAAAACCACGAAGCGGUAGUCACAGAACGUCGGAGGAGAGGACUGUUCCCCUGGAGCUGAAAACUGGAAAGGAGUCAAACUCGAUAGAACAUCGCAGUCAGGUGAUUCUUUACACUCUGAUGAGCUUGGAGAGAUACAAUUCUGAAGCUGGCUUCCUGCUUUACCUCAAGACUGGCAGCCUGCACCCUGUAGUGGCCAGCCACAUGGACCGCAGAGAGCUGCUGAAGCUGAGGAACACCCUGGUUCAUCACAUCCACAACUGUGUGGAGAAAGAGGUGAAGCGGAUCCGUUUGUCUAAACCUCCUGACAUCCUGACAGACAGACAAACCUGUCAGUAUUGUCCUCAGAAGAGAAACUGUGCUUUAUAUGAAAGGGUGGUCGAUGGCAGCUCUGCAGACGUCUGCGGGGAUGUUGUGCAUGACUUCCUACAGCAGGAGACGGGUCACCUGAUCCCACCACAUCUAAGCUAUUUCUCUCAUUGGCUGCUGCUCUGCUGCCUUGAGGCUGCCAGCAUGGAGGCCAAGAAUGGCCGAAAGCGCGUGUGGCUUCAGACGGCUGAAGAGAGUGAGAAGAAUGGGAGCUGUGUCGGGAAUGUGCAGCUCAGUGGUCCAGUGACCGUGCAGUCUGAAGGGGUUUUCCUCCAUCGUUUCCAGCGCAGCAGCAUGGUGCCUCAGGAGGGUUUGGCCAGCAGCGGUUUGGCCAGCAGCAGUUUGGCCAGCGGGGAUCGCAUAGUUGUCAGCGACCAGAAAGGUCGACUGGUUGGUUUGGCAACAGGAUACCUGUGUGAGGUCAGCAGGACAUCCAUCAGCUGCACUCUGGACAGAGACCUGUCCAAGUUCAGUGGUGUGUUGUUUCGAUUGGACGGUGAUGAAGGUGUGGUGGGCCUCAGCACUCACCUCACCAAUCUCUCCAGGCUGAUGGAAAACUGUCAGGACAGUGAUCGUCUGAGGGAGCUGGUUGUCGACCUUCGUCCUCCAGAGUUUAUUUACAACCUCAGUUCUGUUCUGCCAAGAGAGGCCAAGGACACUGUGGCCAACAUCCUGAAAGGUCUCAACAAACCCCAGAAGCAGGCCAUGAAGAAGGUGUUGUUAUCUAAAGACUACACACUGAUUGUUGGCAUGCCAGGGACGGGCAAAACCACAACCAUCUGCACCCUGGUUCGCAUCCUUCACGCAUGUGGGUUCAGUGUGUUGCUGACCAGCUACACCCACUCUGCUGUUGAUAACAUCCUGCUGAAGCUAAAGCGCUUCCGGGUUGGCUUUCUGCGUCUUGGACAGGGGCAGAAGGUUCAUCCAGACAUCCUGCCUUACACAGAGGAGAGUGCGAGAAAGAAGGGAGUUCACACUCUGUCAGAGUUAGAGCAGCUUUAUAACAAGGAGCUGGUAGUGGCAACCACCUGUAUGGGCAUCAAGCAUCCCAUUUUCACACGUCGCCGGUUUGAUUUCUGCAUCGUAGACGAAGCUUCACAGAUCAGCCAGCCUAUCUGUUUGGGACCCCUGUUCUAUGCCAAGAGAUUUGUCCUGGUGGGAGAUCACCAACAGCUGCCACCAAUAGUACAAAAUAAGGAGGCGAGGUCACUUGGGAUGGACGAAAGUCUUUUUAAGCGACUAGAGCUCCACAGUGAAGCAGUGGUCCAACUCAAUGUACAGUACCGGAUGAAUAGGCAGAUAAUGUCUCUCAGUAACUCCCUGAUGUAUGAGGGCCGGCUGGAGUGUGGAUCAGAGAGGACAGCCACGGCCCUGCUCAGCCUGCCCUUCCUGCUCUCUGUCCAGUCGGAGCUUAGUUCCUACUCCAAGUCUCAUCCGCAGCACGACCUGGCUUGGAUACAUGCCACAUUGUUGCCCAGCAGCCCUGUCUGCUUCCUAGACUGCUCCAUGGUGCCAGCAGUGGAGUCUGUGGAGAAGGGAGGCGUUAGCAAUCGCACCGAAGCUGCUCUCAUACACAAGUUGCUUUCACUGCUGAUAAAGGCAGGGUGUAAGCCCAGUGAUAUAGGUGUUAUCGCCCCCUACAGGCAGCAGUUAAAGAGUAUCUCUGCUCUGCUGCAGUCCUCUGCUUUCACCGGUGUGGAGGUGAAUACAGUGGAUAAAUACCAAGGACGGGACAAAAGUCUGAUCAUCUUUUCUUUUGUCAGGAGCACUGUAGAGGAAGUAAACUUAGGAGAGCUGUUGAAGGACUGGCGUCGCCUGAAUGUAGCCAUUACCAGGGCUAAACACAAGCUGCUGAUGGUGGGGUCCGCCACGACGCUACGACGCUACGCACCUGUGGAGAAACUGCUCAACCAUCUGCAGCAAGAGGACAUGAUUAUCCAGCUCCCCCCAGCUGCCCACAAGGCCUUACCAAGCAUGCCCCUGUGAUGGAAGUCUAUGGAGCCAUGGUGGUAUUUCAGGUCACCUCAUCAGGGCAGAGAUUUUAUGCCAAUCUUGAGGCCAAAGAUGCAAGUCUUAAUGUUGAUCAAUUAUAAAUACAACACAUUUAAUACACAGUUUUAAAAGUAUCAAUAGUUGAUGUCUAUGCGGUGAAACAAGGUACUGGACACUGAACAGCUAAAAUAUUUGCACACAAAAUUGUACUGUAUCUUUAAUUGGCUGAACUGUCACUGGUGAAUUAUGGUACUGUCCAUCAAACAUCAACUAGGAAUAAACUAAACUAUGGUACUUUUGAUCAAAUACCUCUAUCGAUACACUGACAAUAUUCACUGUUGGUACUUUCUCUAAGCGUUUACACACAACACAGAAAGUCACUCAUAAUGUGAAUAUGGAGACCAAACCUUUUAUAGUUCAUGUCACUCAGCUACAACAGUCAGAUAUGCUUAGGAAGGUCUAUCAGUCCACUAAAACACAGUUCUAAGGACAAAAUCGGUGCACUGAAAAGUGAAGCUACAUCACAAUAUUUCAAUAAACUUUGAUUUAGUUUUAAAGGACCUAAUCAAUAUCUUUUGUUCCAGCUUGAACCUCAAGAACAUGUAUGAACCAUGAGGUGAUUGCUGUAGGGUGUAGUUUAUUGUUUAGUGGUUCAAUUGGACUUCAUACAUACUUGAAAUAUAUGUUGAUGCAAUAUAGAAAUAUUGCAUCAACAUUACUCUGUUUUAAUCUGUGAAUGGACCACACCAGCCUACAACAGUACAGAAAUGAAACAACAAACUGGUAUAUAAAUAGUUUCUCUUUAUUCCUCAGUUAACAACAUUAUACUGUUGGUAACAGACAAAGCUAUAGCAAAAGCAAGUUUUUGAUUCACUUCCUUUUGCGUACAACAAUAUACGAGAAAAUCUAAAGCUGUACGGAGACGGGAUGAUAAAGGAAGCUACCUGGUAUGAUAACCAGUUAAAACUCAAGGAAUAUGUAGGAAACUACAAGUUAGGAGGAAAUAUAUUCUGCUAAAAUGUAAUUUAAUGCUGAUCUGUGAUAAUUUAACUGGUGAUUAUUCUUUUAAUUAUUAGAGCAUGCUUGAAAACCGACAACCUCUGAUUUUACAUGUUUUGUGUAUGUAUUUUGUUAAUACUGAGAUUUUUGCUUUUGCGUUAUGAGAAUAAAUACAAAUACUAUCAAAGUGUGAGGUGUAUUUUUACAUCCUGUUGUGUGUUGUCAUGCUUAGUCAUGUUUCAUU
Molecule: messenger RNA, 5868 nt
Organism: Anarrhichthys ocellatus (wolf-eel)
Lineage: Eukaryota; Metazoa; Chordata; Actinopteri; Perciformes; Anarhichadidae
Gene: dna2
Product: DNA replication helicase/nuclease 2
Exons: 24
Coding region: 336-4619 (1427 amino acids)
Biological process (GO): replication fork reversal
Cellular component (GO): cytoplasm
Molecular function (GO): 5'-flap endonuclease activity; single-stranded DNA helicase activity
Source: RefSeq, a predicted model, not a curated record